UCGGCGGUCAGUCGACAGGCAGCCGACAUGAUCCUCCUCGAUGAUAACUUCAGCUCUAUUGAAACGGGCAUCGAGGAAGGCCGAGUGAUCUUUGACAACCUCAAGAAGUCCAUCUGCUACACGCUGAGCUCCAAGGUGCCGGAGAUGAGUCCCUAUCUGCUGUACUUUUUUCUCGGCAUUCCCCUUGGACUGGCGCCUAUUUACAUUUUGUGCAUCGACUUUGGCACUGAUCUCAUUCCGGCGAUCAGCCUCGCCUACGAACGCGCCGAGUCGGACAUUAUGAAGCGGGCGCCGAGGAACACUAAAACGCAGCGGCUGGUCACUGAUAGACUAAUCUCCCUCUCCUACGGUCAGCUGGGAAUGAUCGAGGCGGCCGCCGGUUUCUUCACCUACUUUGUACUGAUGGGCGAGCACGGUUUUCUCCCCAACCGGCUACUUUCCAUUAGGCAAAGCUGGGACUCGCAGGCCGUCGACUCCCUGGAAGAUUCUUAUCAACAAGAGUGGACCUUCAGUCAGCGAAAGUCGCUGGAGUAUGCCACCAACACCGCCUUCUUUGCGACGGUGGUGCUUACAAAGUGGGCGGCGGUGCUGGUGUGCAAGACGAGGAAGCUCUCGUUGCUUCAGCAGGNUUGCAGAAACAACGUCCUCACCUUUUCGCUGGUUUUAGAACUAGCGCUGGUGCUCUUUCUCACCUACACACCCGGCGUCAACAGCAGCCUGAACAUGUAUCCCCUGAAGGCACUUCACUGGCUUUGUCCGCUGCCCUUUCUAGUCUGGAUGCUGGUGCACUGUGAAGUGCAGAAACUGGUCAUGCGGUUGAACAAGCGUGGAUGGGCGGAGAAGGAGUUCUACUACUAA
This is a messenger RNA of Rhagoletis zephyria (snowberry fruit fly), 858 nucleotides long. RefSeq names its product sodium/potassium-transporting ATPase subunit alpha-2-like. Gene Ontology annotation, cellular component: plasma membrane. The record is from RefSeq and is a predicted model, not a curated record. Lineage: Eukaryota; Metazoa; Arthropoda; Insecta; Diptera; Tephritidae. Gene Ontology annotation, molecular function: P-type sodium:potassium-exchanging transporter activity. Gene Ontology annotation, biological process: proton transmembrane transport; intracellular sodium ion homeostasis; intracellular potassium ion homeostasis.